Molecule: messenger RNA, 6927 nt
Organism: Vespa velutina
Lineage: Eukaryota; Metazoa; Arthropoda; Insecta; Hymenoptera; Vespidae
Product: E3 SUMO-protein ligase ZBED1-like
Exons: 6
Coding region: 403-2574 (723 amino acids)
Molecular function (GO): protein dimerization activity; DNA binding
Source: RefSeq, a predicted model, not a curated record
UCGUAUUGUAACGAUAUUCUACGGAACAACGGAUGCAAAGUCGAUAGCAUCGUUACACGCCGUGGUCGAUAACCGAUUGUGCAUCGUUCUUUUCGAAGCGAGAAAUUGAACUUCGAUAUCUAUAAAAUAAUUCACCGAACCUCGCGUUCCGUGAUAUCGGAAGUAUCCGCGGCAAAUUUGUUAUCUUGCGGAUAUCGUUAUAACGUAGGAAUAAAUUUUCUUAAAAGGGAAAUUGUUUCAUUUAACCGUAACAUUUUAAAUUAUGCAACUAAAGUCCACCAUUUUGAUACGGACAUGAGAAUUCGUGAAUAAUACAUAAUAUAUAUUGAGAAUAUAUCAAAUGCAUUCUAUGGUUUAUCAAAGGCGAUACAUGCCGGUAGUUAUGCAUUUCACGAUAUAAUUAUGGAAAAUAAAUCGUUGACUGUCUCUAACAGUAACAAAUCUGCUACAACGGACGAAACCAAGAGUGAAAUGCAUAUGGUUCUUGCCAAAAUGAUGGAAGAGAAACAUACGUAUACUUAUAAAAAAUUAGUUGUACCAAUGUCAAUGAGAAGUAUAUAUUGGAAAUUUUUUGGAUUUCCUGCCACCGAUGACGGUGAUAUACUUACCAAGGUGAAAAUUGUUUGUAUAUUAUGUAAGACACAAAUUGCAUAUAAUCGUAACACAAGUAAUUUGCGAAUGCAUUUGCAAAAUAAACAUGCCCAAGAGUUAUUGGAAUUGGAAGCGAAUACGCCACCCCGUAGACAGGUCCUUUCUCAAGAGGCAAAAGAUCGUAGAGCACAAAAGAGAAAAAUAAAAGCAGAAUUAACUUCUGCUCAGCAUAUAUAUACUACUAAUGCCGAUGGUACUGUUCAAAUUGACGGUGAUAUACAAUUUGUAACUGAUCCUAACAUAAGUUUGUCUAAUAUGGAAGAUGAUAUUGCAAUUGGUCAACCACUGAGAGUGAUGAUCAAAGGUGGUACAAAUAUAGGUAAUAAUAGUCAAAAUGUAGCAUUUCUUAUGCCAGAAGAUAAUACGGUACAUCAAUCUAGUAUAGAUGAUAAAACUGUAUCAGAUGCUAUUGCCGAAUUCAUUAUAAUAGACUUACAAUUACCAGAAGUAGUGGAAGGUCAUGGAUUUCAAAGGCUUGUGGCCACAUUAAGAUCACCUUGUGAAAUUCCUAGUAAAAAUAAAUUAGAGGAAGAAAUAAUACCAAAAAUUUAUGAUACUUUUCGUGAAUCUGUGGCAGCUACAUUAGCAUGCAUGACAAAUGACGUUGGAUUAACAAUUGAGGAAUGGAAAUCAAAUUCUAAUGAAAGUUUUGUUACUGUAUCGGUGUAUUAUCAAAAUGCCGGUGAAACUUCGUUAGAAUGUAAAGUUUUAAGUAGUAUACAUGCACCUUUAGAUUGGGAUAAACAUCAAUGGAAUAAUACCAUUGAUACAUUGUUACUUGAUUGGUAUCUCAAAGUUGAAAGAAUAACAGCAGUAGUUGUGGCAACAUCCAGAACAGAGUUAUUAGCAGCAUUAUCGUCUAAGGGUUUAACAUUGAUUCCAUGCCUCCUUCACACGUUGCAAGUCUGUGCACAAGCCUGUUUUGAGAAUCCUGAAGUAGCUAGUAUAUUAUCAAAAUGUAGAACGGUUAUUGGAGCUAUUAUAAAUCAUUCGACUGCUUCUGCGGCUUUGGCUAUGCAAGAACAAAUUAUGGAGCUGGAAGAAAACACUAUGGUGAUGGAUUAUCCUGGCGUUUGGACAUCUACUUACAAUAUGAUGGAACAAAUUGCAUUAAGACGUAAUAUCAUUUCAUCUAUAUUGGAAAGUAUAGAAAGCAAUGAACCAGAAGUUAUUGAUUUAUCCCCUGAUCAGUGGAAAAUAGUUGAAGAUCUUGUUAAUGUUCUUGAACCAUUCAAGGUUACUAUUAUGACACUCAGCGAAGAGAAAAUGCCAUUGAUUUCGCUCUUAAGGCCAUUACUUUGGCAGCUUGUAUCAUCUCAUCUUAAAGUAAAAGAUUCUGAUAGCGAAACUGCAAGAUCUUUUAAAGAAUCUCUGUCAGAUAUGCUGUGUGAACGAUAUGCUGAUUAUAAUGUUACUCUUCUUCUUCAAAUUGCAACUACGUUAGAUCCAAGGUUUAAACAGUUGCCAUAUGCCACAGAAGAAGACAAAAAUUUAGUUGCAACUCCAAUAAAAGAAAUGUUGACAAAAUUAAUACAAGCAGAAAGUGGAGAUUCAAUUAAAGUCGAAGAAGAACCUAUAAGUAAAAAGAGCAGAUUGUCAGGUAUGGAACUCUUACUUGGUGGCUUGUGUGCAACAAAAAAUGGAAUGCCAGCUGAAGAAAAAGCUGAUCUUGAGUUAGUGCAAUAUCAUUCAGAGUCAACAGCACCCCUUGAUUAUUGCCCUUUGCAAUGGUGGGCCAAAGUAUCAGCAAAAUGUCCAAAUCUUGCAAAAUUAGCAUGUAGGUAUAAUUGUGUCCCUGCUUGUUGUGCUCCACCAGCUCGUAUUCCUGCAGAAGUACAAGUUUUAUAUGAUACAAGACGAGCUGCCUUACCACCUCAUUUAGUUGAUAAAUUACUUUUCCUUCAUGGCAACCAUACAGUGUGAUUAGUCUUAUAUAUUGCUUAUAUGAUCUUGAUAAUAUCAAUAAAUGAUGCCAUUCGGAGAGAUUAUCUUGUAAAUAGAAUCGGACAUACUAUAACGAUUAAACAUAUAAUAUUACAACUAUAUAAAUAUAUAUAUAUAUAUACAUAUAUAUGUAUGUAUGUAUAUAUAUAUACACACAAACACAUAUAUAUAUAUAUAUAUAUAUAUAUAUAUUGCACUUAUGUGAUAUGUGAGAAAUGUGUUUUCAUUUUAAAACAAAACAAAAAAAAAUGCAGUGCAGUAUGAACAUCAGAUCAAUAUAUUAAGGUAUACAAUUUAGAAAAGUAACAAAAACGAUUUUUGCGGCUUUUAUGAAGAUACAUAAUUAUUAUUUAACCAAAGUCUGAUAUGUAUUUUAAUAUUUCAAUAUUGCAUGAGGAGAACCAAAAAGUAUUUUGAGGUUAAUUGUAUUAUAAUAUUGUAAAUUUAUUAAUAUGUAUUAUAUAUAUAUAUAUUGCUAUAUUACUUAUUUCAUCAGUCACGAUACAUUUUCAUCAAAAUACGAAAAUAAUGUUAUUGUAAUAUUAAAAAGACUAGAUUUUCUGUAAUUUAAAAAAAGUCUCGUAAAAUAUAAGAUUUUUCUAACAUGUAUGAAAUACUAUAAUUUGUACAAACUGGUCAAAAUAGAAUUAAAACUCGACUGCAUUGAGUUGUUAACAUGUACAUACAGUGUUUGAAAAAACAAACAAAAAGAUACGAUUUUUUUAUACAUUAUCUAUACUUUGUGAUAUAAGACAUGAACUCAAUGCCACGAUUUAUUAUACAAAAUAUUCAAUAAAUAGUUUAUAUACAGAACAUUAUGAUUUGCUUGUCAAAGCAUAUAACAUCUAAAAAUUACCUUUUUCUGCAUCAAGGUUAUACAUUCUUUUUAUUAACGUUUUGCUUCAAUUUCUAAUGUAUUGUUUGACUAUCAUUUAAAAUAAUUCCAGAUUCUGUUCUGAAUAAGUAGAAAGUUAAUGUAAUAAUAUUAUAGUAUAGCUGCUUGUAGCAACAAAUAAUUACAUAUGAAAAAAUAUAAAACCUCAAUAUUAUUACAUAAAAAUCUCUCAUACACAAUUUAAUUUCAUUAUUAAAUAAUGUUAUAACAUUAUGGUUCAUAUUAUGUUUUAAUAAUUUAUUUUGAUAAGUAAGCGUUUAUAUCACAGCACAUUUAAAUAGGAAUAGGUUAAAAUGUAUUAAUAUUACAAAUUGAUUAAGUAACUAUUUUGUUUGAAAAUUGUAUUAAUUAAAAAGGUUAUAUUGUGAUUAAAAAAAAAAAAAAAAAGAAAAAAACAACAACAAAAGUAAGGAAAUAUUUGAUGAUUGUUUUCUAUGUUGUACAUAAAUAUCAAGUAAAAUCAUAAAUUUUAUGCCCUAAGUGACAUUAAGUAACGAAUGUAAGCAAAAACAAAAAAAUACGUACAGAUAUAAAAGAUCGAUAUUUUCUAUCGAGCGUAAUACAUGAUAAUAAAUCAAAUUACAUAUUACUAAAUGAAUACAAAAUAGUAUAACAAUUGAUUUAUUUUAAUAUAAUAAUUAAAUCGUAUUAUAAUUGAUUAAUAUUUGAUUAAAAAAUUAAGAUUAAUUUUAGAAUUAUAAAUAAAUUUUAAGAAAUUACCAAAAUGAUUUUGAUCUACAGGGAGAAUCUAUAAAGUUUUUUUUUUUUACUUAUAUUAUUAUUAAUUGAAAAUGCACAAUAUAUCUCUCAUAGUAAUUUUAGAUUGUAAUUGUCAAACGCAUAUUCAAUGCAUUCAUAAAAAGAUAUUCGAGCCUUUGUACCUCAUGAUUAUUAAAACUAAAAAAGCAUGAUCAACUACUAUUACCUGUUACUAAAAGACUACCUCACCAAAAUUGUAAAAUAUUUUAGUACAAUUUAGAGCUUUGUUUUAAGUAAUAAAAUAAAAGUGAAUUAUAGUCAGAAUCAUUAUCUAUUACAAUUAUUACAAAUCAUCUUUAUCAUUGUAUCAAACGACGAAAAAUAAAAUUAAAGAUCAUGAUCAUUGUUCAUCUUAUACACAUAUACAUUUAUGCAAUAAAUGCAAAUGGUACAUUCUUCUGAUAUUUAUAUCAUUCAAUAUUGAUAAUAUUAUAUUUAAUAUAAUACACAUUUAAUAUUGAAUAUUUAUUAAUUACAUGUUUGCGUUGAUUUAGGCCAUUCAUAUGUAUUUUAUAUAAAUAUAAAGUUCCUUCAGAUUUAAAAAUUUUCCCUUAUAAGAAAAUAAAUAUUCAUAGAAGACUCAACUGUUUUUCUACCCAACUGGAUCCUUCAUACAAUUUUGGGUCUGCAAUUUUUAAAGCUGCUCUCUUAUAGAAAUAAUAAUAGAAAACUGAAACUUUAUUACAGCGAUAAAAAAAAAAAAAAGAAAAAAAAAAAAGAAGAAAAAAAAGAAAUUAUUUCUAUUAAUAAAAUAUACAUUAAUUAAUAAUGAAAUUAUUUAAAAUUACACACCUAUUCUAUGCACAGCAAAUAUGGCAUGAAAUCCUUUUGUCCAAUUAUGUGUUAACGGAUUAGACCAAUGUAAUGUAAUAUGCCAUGUAUGUAAAAUGAUACUUAAUACCAAAUAUAAAAUACAGACAAUUAAUGUCAUACGAAAUCGAAUAUACAAUAAUUGUAUUAAUCCUGCCUAUAAUAGAAUCAAUUAAUCAGAUCGUACAAAUUUCUGUAAAUGAUUGUAAUCAAAGAUUUCUAAUUACCUGAAAAAUAUAUGUCGAGAAAAUGUUAACCAAAAGUAUAGUAAGUGCUACGAUAAGGCAAAAAUCUUGAAUGCUGCGAAAUUAAAAAAAAAAAAAAAAGAAAAAAUAGAAAGAAUUAUUUUUUUUCCUUUUUUUCUGAAAGAUAUUCUGUCAAUUUCUAAAUUAUUUUUAUAAUAAAAAUUUUAAUAAUUACGUACACAUAAAGAACUAAUAAAUUAAUUGGAUGUUGCCUAGCGAAACUUCCAAAAGAAUUAACGCAAAUAUCGAAAAAUAAAAUUAAAUAUUGUCCGAUUAUUAUCGUCGUAUAUUUCCUUGCAGUUAUAAUACUCAUUUAUUCUUAUUGACGAUUAACUAUUAAAAUUGAAUGAAUAAUUAAUUUAUAGAUUGAUAUAAUCUAAUAUUUAGAUAAAUAUUAGAGAAAUUUAAAUUAUGAUACGUUCAAUAACACGUAUCGACUGUCAGUAAUGAAUCUAAUUAAAUACAGCGUGUUUAUUGUUUAUACUUCGAAUAUUACUAUGGCAACAUACAUGUGGAAGGGAUGUGAAAACAUUAUACUAUUUAUAUGUAACCUAUAUCGUUAAGGCUAUGCAUUACAUUUUGUUUGAAGCAUGUGUGCGACUUUAGCGACACAAGGUAUGGACAAAAUAUGAACUAGGAAUACAAAUGGGGAAUGCUAUCCUCACUAUGUGUCUAUUGUAUCGAUAUAUAAGCUUCUCUCACGUACACAUAACUAUUAGUUUCGUGUAGGUUAGAGUAAAUAGUUUAGUAUUUGACGCGUAGUGAAAAUAUGAGCUUCUUCUCAUUUGCCGCAAAUAUACGAGGGGCGCCACAGUAUUAAACUUUUUCUCCACGAAAAAUGUCGUAAACAUCAUUUACGCCAUCAACGAGGAAAGGAAUAAUUCUCGAUCAAUUUUUAUGAAAGAAAUCUCAAUUUAAAGACGAAGAUUUAAUCUAGAUCAUACUUUUCUCGAGUUUUUGAAAAAGGUUUUUAUUUGUGCAUAGAUUAUUCUCGAAAAAUACUAUUCUUUAUAUUUACGAUUGUUUACAAAGAAAAUAAAGCUUUUUCAAAAAUACGAAAAAGAUUAAACUUUGAUCAUUAAAAUGAUAUUGUAAUAAAAAUCAAUCAAAAAUUAUGUCUGUUAUUAUCGAUAAUGUAAAAAUUAUUAAAGAAAUAAACGAUAAUGAACAGUCUUAAUAUCGAAUCAUCGAUACUUCUGUGACGUCACAUAUAUAGAUGGCGGAUAGUUAGUGUUUGUUGCAGGAAAUAUUUACGGUGAUAUAUCCAUAUUUGAAUGAUUUUUUUUUUGUUUUUUUUUGUUUUUUUUUUCUCUUGACAUACCCAAUGGACGUGGAAAAACAUCAGUGGAGUCUUCCCAACAUGGACCACGCGUAGGUUGCGGUAAUAUUCCUAAUGGUAAACAGGCUGCAUAUCCGACAUAUCCUUCUUGGCCAUGUGGUGUUUGCACGUAGAGCCAGGUUUGAUUUUUAAAAACUGCAUUUACUACUGUACCAAGCGGUAGAGCCAUCUCGUCCUGUGUACCACCUUGCGUUUGAUAUAAGACCGAUGGAAAGGAUAAAACAACUGGGAUGUUAGCUGGUCUCUCGAUGGAUGCCUAAUAAAAAUUAAUUUAUAAACGAUUA